CGUUUGUCAUCUCUAGAGAAAUCUCUCGACAGUUCUUCAUAAGCAACGAGACAAACGGUGUCUUGACUCGAGCAUCUCGUAUUCACUUUCAACGGUGCUUAGCAAGUGUUCGUCCUCUACCGACUACGCAAUUACUCGUUAAAUAGUGCAUUACGACAUCGGUAACCGCCACCUUUUCUUCAUUCGUGAGUGAGCCAACUUGUCACAUCGCUGGAAUUUCCACCGCUGGGCCAUUUAAGGUGGAGGAAUUAUUCACAGAAAAUCUGAUGCUCUUCAAGCCGCAAUUUUAAACUUCGAUGAGAGAUCUUUUCAAGACUCGAGUUAAUGUACAUCGACAAGUACAUUUUCGAGGGCGAAUAAAUGGCUUCUGAGGAAUUAUUUACACAAUUGCGGAAUCAUCUAACUGCGAGAUGUUAAUUGAAAACGAGAAUCUGGUCGACUUUAAAUCGAUCCAUGUUAUACGACACUUGAGAAACGAAUUAACGUGCCUUAAUAUGGUGAGACAUAAAACCACAAAGAAGGAAAAGUGACCCCAAAUUGCAUUUCCAAAAUCCAAAAAGAUAUUUCGGACCGACCCGGAAUCUACAUACAAAAAUGUGGAAAGUCAUUUGUUUCAUUGGAACAAUUUUCCUCGGCAACAUUAUCCAUCCAGGAUGGUGUCAAAAUUGUCGAGACAAAGCGUGGGAAAAAGUGAGCGGAAUGAGGCCAGAAUCAAUAAAUUCGAGUGAAAUUCUACACAGUGGAAUGGAUUCCCAAGGGAUUGUUAGUACGUGCUUCAGAAAAUGUAAAAGCACAAAUUGCUCGGCAUUUAUAAUCGAUCUGAAAAGAAGCGGCUGCUUCAGCAUUGUUCCAAAUAGCGAGGAAUUCGUCCCAGAAGCUAACAUAACAUUUUACCACAUAAUCUGCCUUAAAGUUCCGCCGAUUUGCAGUCAUUCAAGAUUGUGGCAAGUCGAGAGGACGUUGGGAGCAAUUUUGAUUGACACAUCUACAGAGUGGAUGCCACAAAUUAUGACAAGACGACAGUGCUACGAAAAGUGCAUAGAAGAGGGAGAUCGCUGCAAAUCUGCACAAUUUCGCACGAGUCACGAUCUCUGGAUUGGCGACAGUCGAGGAAAAUGUGCAUUGUCAACUGUUGAAAGAGGAAUAAGACCGCAAGCGUACAGAGCUUCGAUGUACAGAGACGAGUACUUGCAGAAUCAGUGCCACAACAUUUCAACAAAUGAUUACUGUUCAUAUGCAGAAUUUCGAAACAUGACAAUACCAUACUCGGAUGUCAAAUUACAAGGUCUCGAUGCCAAACAGUGCGAAGAGAGGUGCAAUUUGGGCAGUGAUGGCUUCGUCUGCAGGGGGUACACGAUUUUGAACAAGACGACAUGUCUUCUACAUGCCGAAGACACCAUAAGUGCUGGUGUGAGCUCAUUAGUGAAUCAAGCAAACGCCAUAUACAAGGAACGUGAACCCUGUUUGGAUUUGAAGGUGAAAUGUAACGAUUCGAGUAUGAAAUUGGAACUGACCACCAUAGAACCUUUCUGGGGUCGGAUUUACGUAAACGGAUGGGGUGAAACUUGCGGCACCCAUGGAAACGGAAGAAAUUCCACCACUCUGAUUCUUCCUCUGCCAAAAAAGGAAGACUUGUCAUCAAAUCGAAAUAUCAAUUGCGGCCUGAUUCCUGCGUUUUCCGUGGACCGGAAUAAUCGAACUCAUACAAUGGUAUGGUCAACGAUCGUAAUUCAAUUCAACCCGAUUAUCCAAAGAUUGGGAGAUCAAGCAAUCAGAGUAGGAUGUCGAUUAGGGGAAGGCGAAUUACCGGAGCCAAGAAACGUAACAGUUCAAUCCAGUAUCUCUUUUCUGGACCCCAACGCAGGUAUCCCGACCAUAACCUCAAUUAAAAAUGCUUCGUCGGAAGCUCCCAUAAUUACCAUGAGAAUUCUCGACAACGACAUGAAGGAUGCUACAUACACUCGAGUGGGGGAUAAGUUGAUGCUAAAAAUUCAAAUUACCCCAGCCAAUGGGAUUUACGACAUCGCAGCUGGACAUCUCGUCGCCAGCAGUGCCAAUGGGGAAUCUUCCUAUCUUUUACUAGACGAGGCAGGAUGCCCAACGAAUCCUAGAACCUUCCCAGCACUCGACAAAGAUCCUAGGGACAAUCGUUCCCUAAUCGCCAGAUUUAACGCCUUUAAGUUCCCAAACAGUCUGGUAGUGAGAUUCGACGUUAUCGUUCGAUUUUGCAUGGACAAAUGUCUAUCGGCAAUAUGCGGAAAUAAUUCAAUCUCAUACGGGAAAAAGCGUCGGUCUCUUCAAACCGAACCGACCAUCGCUAACGUAACGGAAAUAACUCAAACCCCUACAAACAAUUCUGUGGAUGAACUAUCACUGCAAUUGUUCUUAAUUGUUCAAGACCAGUACAACACCGCGGAUCCUCUUUUAUCUAAGGAAACUAAACCUCCGGACACCUUGCUCAUAACUGCCGGACAGACUUUGGAUAAUCUUCUAUGCAUGGACGCAGGCCUCGUCCUGGGAUUACUUCUCUUCUGGCUAGUGAUCCAAAUACUUUUACUAAUUGCUUGUCUAUUAUCGGUAAUGAAGUACAGAAAAAUAGCAAAGCAAGCCGAGGAGGACAGAGCGGAAAUCCUGACGAGACAUUUUUACGGAAUUCAUGGCGGGAAUUUUGAAAUCGGCCGAAGAGUCCGAUGGGCCGAUCACAAUAGUUCUUCGAUUAGCUAAAACCCUGCCAAGAUACAAGAAACAAGAAAAGCGAAUCGUAGGACCCUGCCUCAGUUUUCCUACAAUGAGAAAAAAAAAAAUGUCAUCGGGAAAAAAAUAUAGAUAAUUAUUUGACAAACUCGAGUAAUUACCUCGGACAGAGAUGAGGUCGGGGAUUGCACACGAACUGGGAUAAUAAACAUUUAAUAUUUGUCAACAUCCUUUGAUUGAUUCCAACAUGAUUUACGACAUUACGUAUCUUGAAAAUUUUUGUACAAAUUAUAUGUACCAUACAUCCGCGAGAAUAAACUUCUCUAAUUAAUCGCUAAACUAUCUUUGGCUGAGUUUAUUUAUAAUAAUGCACGUAUACACAGUUUAAACUUAUUUGUACUACAAUAUCAUUUAUUAAACCACUAAAUACUGAUA
Messenger RNA from Orussus abietinus, 3129 nucleotides. RefSeq lists its product as uncharacterized. The record is from RefSeq and is a predicted model, not a curated record. The transcript is spliced from 14 exons. Bases 595 to 2724 code for a protein of 709 amino acids. Lineage: Eukaryota; Metazoa; Arthropoda; Insecta; Hymenoptera; Orussidae.